Pseudogymnoascus verrucosus is the source of this 2228-nucleotide messenger RNA. RefSeq lists its product as uncharacterized. Gene Ontology annotation, molecular function: protein binding. The record is from RefSeq and is a predicted model, not a curated record. Lineage: Eukaryota; Fungi; Ascomycota; Leotiomycetes; Thelebolales; Thelebolaceae. The transcript has a single exon. Bases 468 to 2228 code for a protein of 586 amino acids.
CGUUCAUCGCGAUGUCAAAAGGCCGAGAACCCAAAACCCAACAGUCCGCGUCAUCGCAAGGCUGGGCAGCCUUGGGUCUCGUAAAAAUAGCCCACCCAACAGCCACGCAAUCCCCGCAGCGCCACCAACGCCAUCGGGGAUUAACACAUGCAUGUGGAGCGCCCAUCACGAAGCAAGGCUGAUGUUUGGUGGGAUGAUACGUAAGUCCCGUGGCUAUCGUCUUUUGCUUCUACUCGGCGACUUCUUGGAGCUUGGAGGGUUUGAAAGAGUAUAUGUUACGGCGGUUACGAUAUUUGAAGCUUUGUUCAUAGUUGGAAUGUCAGUGAGAUCGAGUAUGCUUCUUUGAUCGAUAACGAGAUAUCACUUUUCUUUCAUACCAUACUUUUUUACUUGGCAGGGACUCAGUCACCCCACCGUCGAUAGAAAUUAUUACGCAGGGUGGAAAUACGAGUUCCCAGCACAUCACCAUGGCAUCCAACUCCCCAUCCUCCCCAGGCCAUCAACCACCACACGAUGCAGCCUCCUCCUCCUCCUCCACCUCCCUCCCCCCCGAAACCCGCCGACACAGCCACCACCCCUCCAUCAACUCCCGCCACUCCUCUCACCAAGAAUAUAUCGACUCCCUCCCCGUCCCUCCCCCCUCAGAACUCGCACGCAUCGAGUACGUGCAGAUCCAGAAAGAAGAAGACGAGAAGAAGGCGCACCGCCAGAGCCUCAGUGCGGAUACCCCGGAGCAUCGGCACAGUGAGGAGGGGAGAGGGAGGAAUGCGGCUGCUGAGCUGAUACAGAGGAAUUAUAGGGGGUAUAGGGAGCGCAGACAGAUGAGGGGGUGGGGACUGGAUCCGGGGAGUAGGUGGGUUGAGGCGUUUAAGGAGGCGAGAUAUAGGAAUUUGACGACGCCGAGGCCGAGGGGGAGUGUUGAUGAGACCGGGUCUAGACCUGGGACGGCGGGGGGCGAGGAUAGCCCAGUGUCAGCGUCUGGGAAGCGAUUAAGUGGUGCUGCUCGGGCGAACUGGACGAAAGUCGGCACGAUAGUGAAGCGUGCAGCGAACGACGAGGAUUCAAGCAGCGAGAGUAGCGGGGAGGAUGAGACGGCCGGUGAGAUCCGGCGAUUGCGAGCGGAGAAGAAGGAGGAGAGGAUGAGGUCUGCGAAGAUGAUGGAUAUUCAGUACUGGCUUGAGAUGGUGGAUGUCAGGCAUCGGUAUGGGAGUAAUCUGCGAACGUACCACCAGGAGUGGCAGAGGGCGGAGACGAAAGAGAAUUUCUUCUACUGGUUGGAUUAUGGGGAGGGGAGGAGGAUUGAGUGUGCGGGGUGUUCGAGGGACAGAUUGGAGAGGGAGAGGAUUAGGUAUCUUAGCAAGGAGGAGAGGCUGGAUUAUUUGGUUAGGAUUGAUGGGGUGGGGAGGUUGUGUUGGGCGAAGGAUGGGAGGAGGAUUGAUACGACUACGAAGUAUAGGGAUAGUCUCCAUGGUAUUGUACCGGUUGAGAGCGAUGCCCCGAUGUUCAAACCUGAAGAUGGCGAUCACACCAUAGUACCAUCACAUAUCGGCACCACCUCCUCGUCCGACUCAGACUCCGAAAAAGAAGCCGAGGCGCAACACUACGCAACUGACAGUUUCGACAAAGCUCGCGGAAUGAAGAAAGUCAAGCACGUCUCCCCCUCUACAAUCUUCAACAAGCUCCUCCGGAGCUCCGUCAAGAAGAAUACCUGGAUCUUCGUCGCGGAUACCAAUUUCCGGCUCUACGUGGGCAUCAAGCAGUCUGGAGCUUUUCAGCACUCUUCUUUCCUGCAUGGCUCGAGGAUAUCAGCCGCGGGAUUGAUCAAGAUCAAAGACGGCCGCUUGGAUGAACUUUCCCCCCUAUCAGGGCACUACCGCCCACCCGUCUCCUCCUUCCGCGCCUUCGUCCACGCCCUCCGAGAAGGCGGGGUGGAUAUGUCACACGUCUCCAUCUCGCGCUCCUACGCGGUGCUGGUGGGGCUCGAAGCAUAUGUCAAGACGAGGAAGAGGGGGAAGAAGGUGGUGGGGAAGUUGUUGCAUGGACGGGAUAAGAUACUUAGUCCGGAGGAGGUGAGGAGGAGGGAGGAGGAGGAGAGGGAUAAGAGUGAGAGUGCGGAGAGGGAGAGGAGGGUGUUGGAGCUGCAGAGGGAGGAGGGGGAGGGGGGGUUGUUGAGGAGGUUGCGGAUUGGGGGUUCGCCGAGGGAGAGGAGGGAGGAGGGGAGUGGGUGA